Molecule: messenger RNA, 2168 nt
Organism: Salarias fasciatus (jewelled blenny)
Lineage: Eukaryota; Metazoa; Chordata; Actinopteri; Blenniiformes; Blenniidae
Gene: cox15
Product: cytochrome c oxidase assembly factor COX15
Exons: 9
Coding region: 102-1331 (409 amino acids)
Biological process (GO): heme A biosynthetic process
Cellular component (GO): mitochondrial inner membrane
Molecular function (GO): oxidoreductase activity, acting on NAD(P)H, heme protein as acceptor
Source: RefSeq, a predicted model, not a curated record
CCGGCAGACAGAAAUAUCCGGGACGAGCUACGCUCGUAACCAACAAACUUUCGUAACAACGCUGCGGGACAAACUAGACGAGUAGCCUUUCGAGCGCAAAUAUGUUACUCUCAUCUUUGCGGACAACAGUGUUGUGCGGCUGCAGAAGCGUUGGAAAGGGUUUUCAACAUAGCGGCCUGCAGCGGACUCCGCAUCUCCGACAAUGGCUCGUAAAGAGAGGUCAAAGCACAGUCACAGUGGAGGCUGGAGCGACAUCUGCUCCUGCAGCUGCUACUGUCCCCAAUGCAGCAACAAAUCGCAUUUUGGGUCGCUGGUUGCUUGGAUGCAGUGGGCUUGUGGUUGGAGCUGUUGUCCUGGGAGGUGUUACAAGGCUGACAGAAUCAGGGCUUUCCAUGGUUGACUGGCACCUGGUGAGAGAGAUGAAGCCACCGCAGUCACAGGCCGAGUGGGAGGCUGAGUUUUCAAAGUACCAACAGUUCCCAGAAUUUAAAAUAAUGAACCAUGACAUGACCCUCUCAGAGUUUAAGUUCAUUUUCUACAUGGAGUGGGGACAUCGAAUGUGGGGCAGGCUGGUUGGGCUGGCCUACAUCCUCCCCACCAUAUACUUCUGGAGGAAAGGAUACUUCACUCGCUCCAUGAAGGGAAAAGUCCUCGGCCUCUGUGGAUUUGUCUUCUUUCAGGGCCUCCUGGGAUGGUACAUGGUUAAAAGUGGGCUGGAGGAAAAGCCGGAGUCGUAUGACAUCCCUCGGGUCAGCCAGUAUCGUCUGAGCGCUCACCUUGGCUCUGCACUGCUGCUCUACUGUGCAAGUCUCUGGACUGGACUCACUUUGUUGCGGCCAGCACAUAAGCUUGCAGAAACCAGACAACUCAUGCAGCUCAGGAGGUUUGCAAAGGGUACUGGCGCCCUUGUCUUCCUCACUGCUCUUUCAGGUGCUUUUGUUGCUGGUUUGGAUGCCGGGCUGGUUUACAACUCCUUCCCGAAGAUGGGAGAAAGAUGGAUUCCCGAUGACCUGCUGGCCUUCUCUCCCACCCUCAAGAACUUUUUUGAAAACCCCACAACUGUGCAGUUUGAUCACAGAAUUCUGGCGAUCAGUUCACUGACAGCAAUUACGGGCCUUUAUAUGUUCUCACGGCGGAUGGUGCUACCGAGGAGGGCAAAGAUUGCCAUCAGUCUCCUGGCAGCAAUGGCCUACACACAGGUUGCCCUGGGAAUCAGCACCCUGUUAUUGUACGUUCCCACUCCGCUCGCAGCUACCCACCAGUCUGGCUCCGUCGCUCUUCUCACGCUGGCCAUUUGGGUCCUGGCAGAACUCCGCAAAUUGCCCAAGUAAAAGCCAGCUCCGGCUUAUGGACAAAUGCAAUCCUGGGUAGCAGCACGUCGAGCUAAUAAGAGUCAGCUGUGUCAUUUUGAUCAAGGCAUUCAGAGAACAAGGCGAAAAUCUGAGGAAUGGACAUGUACGUUGGUGCCGAGUGCCGCAGAGUUAUCCUCAUUCGACGACAGUUUUAUUCUGAUUUCAAAGCAGGUGUGGUUUUUCCAUGAUGGACUGAUUGACACAUUAUGUGAGGUACUUUGCUCCGAGUUUAAGAAAGACAUGCAAAAAGGAGUUGUGCGUCCGCCACAACAUGACCACUGAUGGGUUUUACUGAGUUUGCAGGCAGCUGCAGGUUUAUCUUGAUUACGCCGUUUCGAAUGAAAACUUCCUUGCCUUGUUUAUGCAUAAACUGCCUUUUAGUAGAAUCAGAUCGAGCUGCUGGGAUUAUAUGUAAAAUUGUGUAUAUGUAAGUUAUAAACUGCUGACAUGAUGGACUGAAAGGUUAAAUAUAAAGUAUUGAUCGUUGACUUGUACAUUCUUCCUGCUCAGAGUUGUCUUAUUUUAUUAAAUACAUGUACAGUCACACUCAGGUCCAUUUUGCAUAGUAACUGUGAUUUUUAUUGUCUCUGUACAAAAUAUACACAUUUGGAAUAUUUAAUGCAACCAGUUGAGGCUAGCUUACUAGACAGUCAGUACAACAAGUUAGUAGGUUUUCAUUUUCUAGACACAGUACAUGCGGGUAUAGACAGGUCUUAUUGGUGAAAUUAAAAACUGUUGGCAGGAACAAUCAGAGCUAAAUCACUUUUCAUCCCAGGAAAAAAAAAACAAAAAUAAAAACUUUGAAACAAAGCAAAA